UCGCCGUACUUGUGCACUGUGUCACUCUGUGUGUAUGCGGAAGUUUCUGUUUACUUCUUGUGAGUUUGUCCAAAGAAAGCAGCAGCUUGUAAAUAAUCUCACAGCUCUCGGUUUUAGUGAAGUUUUUUUUUUAAAGGAACGAUGGAUCUAAAUCAGGAGUCUGUUAAAAAGAUUCUCUUUAAGUACAAAUUUCACGAUGUUGCCAUUGGGGAAUUACAGAAAAUCCAAGUGAAAUACCCAGACAUGAAAACAGUAACAGGAACUUACACAUUUACUGACAGUUCUCAGAAGGAACUGCUGAAGUUAUUGGGAACCAUUCCUGUCAAAUACCAAGGACGUUCUUACAACUUGCCUAUUCAGUUGUGGCUGUUGGAUUCGUUCCCCUUCACACCACCUAUCUGCCUUCUUCGCCCAACAGCCAACAUGGUGAUCAGAGAGGGCAAACAUGUGGAUGCCAAGGGUCGGAUCUACCUCCCUGCACUGCACAACUGGGACCAUCCCAAGUCAUCUGUAAUAGUGCUGUUGGAGGAGAUGAUUGCUAAGUUUGAAGAGGAUCCUCCUCUGUCCACAAAGUCUACAGGAGAUGAAAAAGACCCCAAUGAGCUGCUUGCAAUGGUUUCACAUCUAAACAUUACUGAAGGUGGAAGUCAGCCAGAGCAGAGUGUAAAUAAAAUCUCUGUGAUUGGAGGAGGAGACUUGGGCAUGGCUGCUGUGUUGAGUAUAAUGGCAAAAGGUUUUGUGGACAAACUGGUUUUAAUUGACAUACCAGAGAGUUCAACGAAAGGAGGCACCAUGGACUUGGAGCUGUUCAGCCUGCCGAAGGUGGAAGUCUCGAAAGAUCUGUCAGACUCAGCCGGUUCUAAGGUGGUGGUGGUUACUGCAAACGCUUGGAAUAAUGAGCAAUCAUUUGUGAGUGUGGUUCAGACUAACGUGGAUCUCUAUGGGAAGAUCAUCUCGAGUCUUACUCGCCUCAGUCCCAAUGCAGUGCUGCUUAUCGCCUCUCAGCCCGUGGAGAUUAUGACCCAUGUGGCAUGGAGACAGAGUCGUCUGCCACCUACGCAUGUGAUCGGUGUAGGCUGUAACCUGGAGUCCGAGAGGCUCUCUUACAUCCUCAACGUUGCAAUCCUAGCCAACAGCACAAACAAAAAAGCCUGGGUCAUAGGAGAGCAGACUGGCAACAAGGCUGCUGUCUGGGCUAAUGUAAGUGGGGACAAACACCAAGUGUUAGUCCCAGCGUCCAAGUCCACAAGACCACUGAUAGACAGAGCGUUUGAGAUAUUGAAGGGGAAAGGUCAGAGGUCCUGGUCAAUGGGGUUGUCCAUCGCUGACAUCACACACUCCAUUCUUACAGACCAGCAUAAAACACACUCCAUCACUACUCUGGCUCAGGGAUGGGGAGGUAUCGGCUCGGAGGUGUUCCUCAGCUUGCCCUGUGUGUUAGGAACUAACGGAUCCACCCGUCUGGCAGGUGUCGCACUCGGUACAGAUGAUGAUGCCAAGCUGAAAGAGAGUGUCUCGUCUCUGAACAACCUCAUCACGCAGCUGAGGAUUUAGCUCUAAAAUCCUCUCAGAUCCCAGCAAAGACUUACAACGCCAUCAGCAGCAUAGUAACAGUAACAGAAAAUC
Molecule: messenger RNA, 1626 nt
Organism: Tachysurus vachellii
Lineage: Eukaryota; Metazoa; Chordata; Actinopteri; Siluriformes; Bagridae
Gene: uevld
Product: UEV and lactate/malate dehyrogenase domains
Exons: 12
Coding region: 142-1554 (470 amino acids)
Biological process (GO): carboxylic acid metabolic process; protein transport; protein modification process
Molecular function (GO): oxidoreductase activity, acting on the CH-OH group of donors, NAD or NADP as acceptor
Source: RefSeq, a predicted model, not a curated record